AUGAAGCUCGUUAGGGGCGCGUGGAGGAAUGGAAUGGCGAUGAGAGACGGCGUCAUGAAUGCGUUCUUGAUGAAAUUGAACAAUGAGACGGUGACGAUCGAGUUGAAGAACGGGGCUGUCGUGCACGGGACCAUCACCGGCGUCGACAUGCAAAUGAACACCUUCCUCAAAACCGUCAAGAUGACGAUGAGGAACCGCGAGCCCACAUCUCUCGACACGCUCUCCAUCCGAGGCAACAACAUCAGGUACUUUAUCCUCCCCGAUGCUCUUCCUUUGGACACGCUGUUGGUGGAUGACGCGCCCAAACCGAAGCAUAGGAAGAAGGACGAUGUCAGAGGACGUGGUAGGGGACGUGGUGGAGAUCGUGGACGGGGUCGGGGCAGGGGUCGGGGCCGUGGAAGGGGCAUUUAG
Messenger RNA from Coprinopsis cinerea okayama7#130, 411 nucleotides. Its product is annotated as small nuclear riboprotein Sm-D. Gene Ontology annotation, cellular component: U12-type spliceosomal complex; catalytic step 2 spliceosome; SMN-Sm protein complex. Gene Ontology annotation, molecular function: RNA binding. The transcript has 4 exons. The record is from RefSeq and is a predicted model, not a curated record. Gene Ontology annotation, biological process: spliceosomal snRNP assembly; RNA processing. Lineage: Eukaryota; Fungi; Basidiomycota; Agaricomycetes; Agaricales; Psathyrellaceae. Bases 1 to 411 code for a protein of 136 amino acids.